ACUACAUCAAUUUGUGAAUUUACUUUGUGUAAUCUCUAUGUCUGUAGCAAUUCUCUAAAACAAUUAACAUAAAAAAGGGGGGAACAAGGCAUAGAAAUCUGACUACACCCAAUGCAUCAGAUCUUAAACAAGAAAGCAAUCAGAGUUUAACCUGACCAACACUUCCUUGGUUUGUGAUAUUCUUCCCUGUUGUUUCCCCUUAUGGCUCCCAUCACCACUAAACCUUCAAAAAUAUUUCAAUGCUAUCACUCUCUCUCUCUCUCUGAGUGAGAUUUAGAAAAAAUAAAACCCAGAGUUGUUCAAAGAGCACGAGGCAAUUAAGAUACUUUUAGUUCAUCAAUUUUGAGAUUUUUGGUUCUCAAGUGAUCUGGGCAAUGUUGUUGUUUUGACAAGGUUUGAUGAAAAUAUUGAGAUUGGACCUUGAAAGUAUGAAUGGUUCUCAUUCUGGAGCAGAAAGCUGUUAUGUAGGCAUUAUGUUUCAUGUAAGGGCUUGGAUGAUUGUUUCGUCUCAAGAAUUUGUUAUUUUAUUCAAGAAAUUUACUUCCUUUUUUUUAAGCUGCAAACAUUUUUGUUUGUGGGACGAACCACCACCUGAGUCACCAGAAGCCGUUGCCCCUUUCUGUGUCAGACUCGGCCCAAGACUCGGACCCGGUAUAGAAGUAUCAGACACCUCCAACACACCCAAUAAACUGACUUUCUCCUUUGUCGAUAUCGGGCCUCUCUCCUUCCAGACCCUACGUGGGCUUUUACUUGGGCCCAACCCGUAAGCAGCCUUCUUCCCCUUCAAGUCUGUCUCAUCUUCAUGGCCCACAAAAUUCUUCUUCCCAAUCUAAGCCCCACGAAGCUCUUCUUCCCAUAUGCUACCUUCUUCCCAUGUUGUAGCACCCUUCCUCUUAGCUUCACUUGGACCACAGCCCACUUCCAAACCCAAGCCCAUCCUUGUUUUCUCCUCUAUGCACCGUAUCAUCCAAUUGAUAUUCACUUGCAGCAAAUCUAUCUGUUGGAAAGUUUCCAAAAUCUGCCUAGUCAACUCUGCUGUAUUCUAGGAGAUAUUGUGUGUAAAUGUGUGAAUAUUCUAGGAGAUUAGUUUCCUUAGAAGUUAGUAUUUAAUUUAUUCUUUCCUACUUUAUUCUUUCCUUUUUUUCUCUUCAGCUGUAAUCUAUAUAUACUGCCUUGUACCUAUAUUUCGAAUUUUAAUGAGAAUAAUUCCUACAAAUUACUCUCUCAUUCUAGAUGGUAUCAAGAGCAAGGCUCCUUUUCUGAUUCAUCUAAAAACCCUAUUCCCUCUGGCGGCUCAAAUCAGCCCCUAAUAUCUUGUUUUUUCUUCCUUCUUCUUUGCCUUUCUUUUCUGUUGCUGUCAAGCCUUUUACCAUGGCUGAUACUUCAAACAAGGCCAAAUCCAAAAGCAAACCAGAACCAAAACCUACCCAUUCUGAACCCUACUCUGUCCAAAUCACAAACAUACGACUGAAUGAGGCAAACUUCCUACGCUAGUCACAAUCAGUCAAGAUGUAUAUUCGAGGGAGAGGGAAGAUAGGGUACUUGACUGGUGAAACCAAGGAGCCCGAGAAAACAGACUCAUCCUAUGUUAUAUGGGAUGCAGAAAAUUCAAUGGUGAUGGCAUGGCUUGUGAAUGCUAUGGAUGAAGAAAUUAGUGCCAACUACAUGUGCUAUUCGACUACAAAGGAGCUCUGGGACAAUGUCAGUCAGAUGUAUUCUGACCUUGGAAAUUACUCUCAGAUAUAUGAAUUGCAGCAGAAAAUCAGCAAUACUCACCAAGGAGAAGGCAGUGUGACCAGAUAUAUGAAUUGCAGCAGAAAAUCAGCAAUACUCACCAAGGAGAAGGCAGUGUGACCAGGUAUUUCAAUGUUCUUAAGGGACUUUGGCAGGAUUUAGAAUUAUUCAAUGAUUAUGAAUGGAAAAAUUCUGAUGAUUGCAAUCAUAAUAAGAAGAUGGUAGAGAAUGCCAGAAUUUUUAAAUUCUUGGCUGGACUUAAUGAUGAAUUUGAUGAAGUUAGGGGAAGGAUUCUAGGGAGACAGCCAUUACCUCCACUUGGAGAGGUAUUUUCUGAGGUGCGAAGAGAAGAUUGUCAUCGGAAUGUCAUGAUAAAAAAAAGGAGGAUGAAACUGUGGAGAACUCUACUUUAGUUGCUGCCAACCCUGCUCCUUAUUGUGCUACUAGCACAGAUCUGUCCACUGCCAAUAUUUCUGCACAGCGGUCCUAUUCUAACCAAAGAAGGUUUGAAGAUAAGCCUCAGGUAUGGUGUGAUUAUUGCAAUAAACCACGCCACACUAGAGAGACUUGCUGGAAACUCCAUGGAAAGCCUGCAAACUGGAAGAGCAGCAAAUCUGGAACCUCUGGCAGCAACUAUAUAGCCCCUAGAGUAAAUGAAACAAAGGCUAAUUUCCUAAGUGCUGAGCAGGUGGAUCAUCUUCUUCAAUUGCUGAAAUCCACUCCUACAUCCGGCCCUCCUACUGGUUCCUUGGCCCAAACAGGUGAUACCCCUAGUACCUACUCUUAUGGCUUAACUCUUGCACCAUGGAUUAUUGAUUCUGGUGCAUCCGACCAUAUGACUAGUACUUCACAAUUUUUUCAAUCUUAUUACCCUUGUCCUGGUAAUAAAAAAGUCAGAAAUGCAGAUGGAAGUUUCUCAUCCAUUGCAGGAACAGGUUCUGUCCAAAUCUCUGACAAAAUUGAACUAAAAUCUGUCCUUCAUGUUCCUAAACUUGCUUGUAAUUUGCUGUCUGUUAGUAAACUCUCACGGGAUUCUAACUGCAAUGUCAUAUUCUUUGAUUCCCAUUGUGAAUUUCAGGACCAACUCUCGGGGAGGAUGAUUGGCAGUGCUAGGAUGAUUGAUGGACUCUAUUAUCUUGAUGAGACCCUAUUCAACAUUAAACAAGCUCAGGGUUUGAGUAGUAGUAGUACUAGUUCAAUGCCUGUACGAGAACAAAUUAUGCUUUGGCACCUUAGACUUGGACAUCCUAGUUUUCUCUAUCUAAAACAUUUGUUUCCCAAUUUAUUUAAAAUUGUUGAUUGCAACUCUCUUCAUUGUGAUACUUGUCAUUUUUCUAAGAGUCAUCGGAACACUUAUCAAUCAAAAGG
Messenger RNA from Juglans regia (Persian walnut), 3102 nucleotides. RefSeq lists its product as uncharacterized. The transcript has 2 exons. The coding region runs from base 1510 to 1854 and encodes 114 amino acids. NCBI's taxonomy places the organism in Eukaryota, Viridiplantae, Streptophyta, Magnoliopsida, Fagales, Juglandaceae. The record is from RefSeq and is a predicted model, not a curated record.